AUGGAGACUUGGCGGAAAGGUUCCUUCCGCAAUGCCUCCUUCUUCAAGAGAAUAACCCUGGGGCGGCCGCGGCGGCGACUCCGGCGGCAGGGUAGCAUACUUAGCCAGGCCAGCACUGCUGGUGGUGACCAUGAAGAGUACAGCAACCGAGAAGUCAUCCGGGAACUUCAAGGGAGGCCAGAUGGCCGGCGUCUGCCCUUGUGGGGGGAUGAGCAGCCCCGAGCCACCCUGCUGGCCCCACCCAAGCCCCCACGUCUCUACCGAGAGAGCUCCAGCUGCCCCAACAUUCUGGAGCCCCCAGCAGCCUACACAGCUGCCCACUCGGCCACCCUGCCCUCAGCAAUCUCCCUGACAGGCCCCCUCCACCAGUGCUCAGAGGAGGACCUUGUGGACACUCCCCAUUUCCCGAGGACACCUGCUCCGGACCUCAACGACCCUUUCUUUUCCUUCAAAGUGGACCUGGGAAUUUCACUUCUGGAGGAAGUUCUGGAGAUGCUAAAGGAGCAGUUCCCUGGUGAGCCCCACUUCUGACUCGGGUGAGGGCAGAGAGAACUGGGGUGACUGGAGCCUGGGGACCUAGGGAAGGAAGGCACAGUGUGGAUUAAGGAGCAGGUGGAGACAUAAGCCACAGUUCAGCCUGCCCUCUGGCUGCUGACCAGUCCUCCAAGGCACCCAGAGUGAAGGGACCGACGCCAGCCGGGAAUC
This is a messenger RNA of Peromyscus eremicus (cactus mouse), 705 nucleotides long. It is a transcript of the gene C4H15orf62, whose product is annotated as chromosome 4 C15orf62 homolog. Lineage: Eukaryota; Metazoa; Chordata; Mammalia; Rodentia; Cricetidae. The record is from RefSeq and is a predicted model, not a curated record. The coding region runs from base 1 to 531 and encodes 176 amino acids. The transcript has a single exon.